Chelonus insularis is the source of this 2697-nucleotide messenger RNA. RefSeq names its product zinc finger and BTB domain-containing protein 14. Lineage: Eukaryota; Metazoa; Arthropoda; Insecta; Hymenoptera; Braconidae. The record is from RefSeq and is a predicted model, not a curated record. The transcript has 5 exons. Bases 249 to 1736 code for a protein of 495 amino acids. Gene Ontology annotation, biological process: regulation of transcription by RNA polymerase II. Gene Ontology annotation, cellular component: nucleus. Gene Ontology annotation, molecular function: protein binding.
CGAAAUAUCGAUUUUUAGGCCCCUACGCCGUGGUUCGAUGCUCAUAUCUGCCCCGUACCCCGUCCGUAACGCGCCAUUCAAAACACGAACGCGUGAGCUAAAUAUUAUUCGUUGUUUUGUUCAGUUACGUCGAGAUUUCGACUUUAAAAAUUUUUUCAAUCAAUCUAUCAAGUGAUUUGUCAACCGGUGAUCAUUUAAAUCAAGAAAAUCUCCAAGAUCACGUCAAAACAGUCAACAAUCAUUCGACAAUGUCGUCAGAAAAAAUGGCAAUUGCCGCAUCAGAAAAUUAUCAACUAAAAUGGCAUAGCUAUGGAGCUCAUCUUCAUAGUUCAGUUGCAACUCUCCUUCAUUCAGAAUCAUUUGCUGAUGUUUUGCUGGCAACUUCUUGCGGUCGUCACAUUGCUGCUCAUCGUUUUGUUCUCGCUGCUUGUUCCUCAUAUUUAAGUCACAUUUUUCAAACCUGUCAUUUCGGAGCCAACACCAACUCUCCAAUAAUUGUGGUUCUUCCAACUGAAAUUGGAUAUCGUACAUUAAAAAUAUUAAUCCAGUAUAUGUACAGUGGAGAAGCAACUGUCACUAAUGAUCAAUUAGAAGGAGUUUUGAAAGCUGGAGACAUCUUAAGAGUUCGUGGUUUGUGGAGAUCAAACUCAACGAGCAAAAAAGAAAAUAUCCAGUCUAAUAAUCAAAAAGUAGAACGAGAUAAAAGAGAACAACAGCCUAUACCAGGACAAAUACAGAAGAUAAAAUUACUUCAACCUCCUACUGAUAAAAUGACGCCAGAACCUGCUCAUACACCUCAGCCCAUGCAAAUUCCAGUUUCUCAGAUGACCCCCACGACGACGAUGACAACAAUUCCAUCAACACCGUCCGUACCAGCACAUAAAGUGAUAGAAAAGAAAAUUACUGAGAAAGUUGGCGAAAAGUUUGUUGAAACUCCAGAACCUAAAAAAAUGGAUGAAACCAAGAGUAAUGAUCAAGGUAAAAACAAAGAGAAUGUUGAGCUUUAUGGAAAGAGGAAGAAAUUAAGUAACAGUGAGGCAGAGUCUACCAAGUCUAAAAGUGAUACAAGUGAAGGAGAAUUGAAUCUGGAUCUUCUAGUUAAGGACGAACCUGUUGAUUGGGAAGAGUCUAUGGAUCCUACUGAAUCAUUAACGAUAGAUCACGAAAUUGAUAUUAAACCCGAAAUAGUUCAUAGUGCGGAUGAAGAUGGAGAUUUAGAGGAGGAAGAAGAAGAAUAUACACCUUUAACUUGUGACAUGUGUAGUCAAACCUUUAAUCGUCCAUCCGAUUGGGUAAAGCACAUUGAAUUUACACAUGCGGAUAUGACGGAAAAUCGACGAAGAAAACGCAAGGAUGACGAAGACGACAACAAAGACUUUCCACCUUUAAAAUGUGAUCUUUGCGGCAACACAUAUCCAACUCCUCAAGAAUGGGUCCGACACAUUCAAACAGAGCACACAGAAGAACAAUUGGCAUUGAUGAAUAACUCAGCACCACCAAAACCAAAACGAGUCCAUAACCACCAAAAACUCUGCAACAUCUGUCAAAAAGUAUUUCCGAGUCACGCAUCAAUGGUGAUCCAUCAACGGACACAUACAGGAGAAAAGCCAUUUCUCUGUUCAUACUGUAAAAAAGGUUUUAAUGUAAAAAGUAAUCUUUUAAGGCAUUUGCGAACACUACACGAUAAAUUUGUACAUCCGAGUCUUUAUGGCAGUAAUGGCAGUAAAAAUGCCUAAACAAUUUCGUACUUUUCGUUUAAAAUUAAAAAUAAGAAUGAAAAGCUCAAUAGCAUGGCAGUGAUCGCAUGGAUAUGAUAUAUACUUAUAUAUUUAGCAUAUAUAAAUAUAUAGAAUAUAAUCAGGAGAUUAAUAUUGAUAAUUUGUUAUAACUAUUAGUUUUUUAAAGUUAUUUUUUAAAUAAUCUCAGUGAUCUGAAUGAAUUAUUAUGAUAUGUACAAGACGAUGUUCGAUUUUAAUCCAUUUCUUGCCUCUUUUUUAUUAAAAAACGUUGAGAGUUAUAGUAUAACUAUAAAGAAUUUUAAUAAUCAUUCAUUUUGUUGAACAAAUGAGUAAUAUAAACAUAUUAAAAACCAAAGAGGCUGACUGAUAUUGCCAAAGUAAUUUUUUUGAUUUACUCAUCAUCAAAAAAAAAGAAAAAAAAAAAAGAACUAUCUCAUCAAUUACUGUCCAAAAUACUGUUUAAAUACCAAAGAUUUUACUCUCAUUCAUUAGCGUAAAUCGAGUAUUUCAGAGUAUGUAUGAAAUAAAAGAAAAUGAUAAAACGAUGAUUGAUAAAAUGAGACAAUGAAUGAUUUACAUAAUAGCUUUUAGCUUUGAAUGUAAGAAGAUAAAACUUUCCUUCUUGCAUUUUGUAAUAUAUAAUUCCGUAUUUUUAUUCUAUCAAUAAUUUAAAUCGUAAAUUAAUAAAACAAGAAACUCAACGUAAUAAAUUACUGAAAGAAAUGAAAAAUCGAAAAUAAAUCUUAAUAAUUCAUGGCUAUUUCAAGUCUGCAAUAGCCAAACAAACUUAUUCCUUUAGAUUGUAAGUUAAUUAUGUAUUUUUAUAUUAAAGUAGCCUAUAUAUUGAAACAUAGAAUGAGGAGUUGAGGUAACAUUUUAAUGGAACAAAUUUAAAAAUUUUCGAUUAGACUAGUUAUAAACAGGGAUAAUAACUAAAAACCAGUUCUUUCAUUAAAAA